Molecule: messenger RNA, 2180 nt
Organism: Ipomoea triloba (trilobed morning glory)
Lineage: Eukaryota; Viridiplantae; Streptophyta; Magnoliopsida; Solanales; Convolvulaceae
Product: anthranilate synthase alpha subunit 2, chloroplastic-like
Exons: 11
Coding region: 134-1894 (586 amino acids)
Biological process (GO): L-tryptophan biosynthetic process
Molecular function (GO): anthranilate synthase activity
Source: RefSeq, a predicted model, not a curated record
CUUCAAAAUCUUACUCCUGUAGAAGUAAAAAGGCGAACUUCUCUCUCAGAAAUCCUUGUGCGCUGCUCAUUCUGUGCAUUGCAACUCCCAUAUAAAAUCCCAGUUUUGAACUUGCAAAUGCUCUGACUUGAAAAUGGAAACCCUAGCUCUCUCUCGCUUUCCGCUCACCUCCGCCCACAGCUCCGGCAUUACCUCCCGCCACCGCACUGCCUCUAAAUCCACUUUCUCUCACUUCGCCUCCUCCUCGGCCGCCCGCUUCCCGAUUAUCAAAUGCGCCGCCAUCUCUGCCCCUCCCUCAUUAGUCGACCAUUCGGAGAAAUUCAAGGAGGCUGCGCAGCACGGGAAUUUGAUUCCUCUCUUCAGGUCAAUUUUCUCUGAUCACUUGACUCCGGUGCUUGCUUACCGAUGUUUGGUGAAGGAAGAUGACAGGGAUGCGCCCAGCUUCUUGUUCGAGUCUGUGGAGCCUGGUCUUGAUGCUUCUGCUGUCGGGAGGUAUAGUGUGAUUGGUGCUCAGCCAACUAUGGAGAUUGUUGCAAAAGAAAAUAUGGUGACUAUUAUGGACCACCAUCAAGGAAAAAGGACAGAAGAAUAUGCAGAGGAUCCGAUGGUCAUUCCCCGUAGGAUUAUGGAGAACUGGAACCCUCAACGACUGGAUGAACUCCCUGAGGCAUUUUGUGGUGGUUGGGUUGGCUACUUCUCUUAUGAUACAGUACGCUAUGUUGAGAAGAAGAAACUGCCAUUCUCAAAAGCCCCUCUGGAUGAUCGAAACCUUCCUGACCUUCAUAUAGGACUUUAUGAUGAUAUUAUUGUGUUUGAUAGUGUGGAAAAGAAAGCAUAUGUCAUACACUGGGUGCAGUUGGAUCGUUUUUCUUCAGUUGAAGCGGCCUAUAAUGAUGGAAUGAACCGGCUGGAAGCUCUUAUGUCUAGGGUGCACGAUAUAGUGCCUCCUAGGCUGGCUGCGGGAUCAAUCAAUUUACAUACUGGCCUCUUUGGUUCUAAAUUGAAGAACUCAACAAUGUCUAGCAAAGAAUAUCAGAAGGCUGUUUUGAAAGCAAAAGAGCACAUCAUAGCUGGGGACAUUUUCCAAAUAGUUCUCAGUCAAAGGUUUGAAAGGAGAACAUUCGCUGAUCCAUUUGAGGUAUACCGGGCAUUGAGAAUUGUAAACCCCAGCCCGUAUAUGACUUAUUUACAGGCUAGGGGGUGUAUUUUAGUUGCUUCAAGUCCUGAGAUUCUUACUAGAGUUAAGAAGGGAAAAAUCACAAAUCGACCACUAGCAGGGACUGUCAGGAGAGGAAAAACACCUAAAGAAGACCAUAUGCAGGAAAAGAUUCUUUUGAAUGAUCAAAAGCAGUGUGCAGAGCACAUAAUGUUGGUUGACUUGGGAAGAAAUGAUGUGGGAAAGGUUUCUAAAUUUGGUUCAGUGAAUGUUGAGAAACUAAUGAACAUUGAACGCUAUUCCCAUGUCAUGCACAUCAGCUCCACGGUCACUGGAGAUAUACUGGAAAAUUUAAGUAGCUGGGAUGCUUUGCGGGCUGCACUGCCUGUUGGAACUGUUAGCGGGGCUCCUAAGGUGAAGGCCAUGGAAUUGAUUGAUGAGCUGGAAGUAACAAGGCGAGGACCAUAUAGUGGUGGAUUUGGAGGCAUUUCCUUUUCUGGUGAUAUGGACAUUGCCUUAGCUUUGAGAACCAUCGUUUUCCCCACUGGAAUGCGUCAUGACACUAUGUACUCUUACAAGGAUGUGGAUAAGCGACGAGAUUGGGUUGCUCAUCUCCAAGCUGGAGCGGGUAUAGUUGCCGAUAGUGAUCCUGGUGAUGAACAAAGAGAGUGUGAAAACAAAGCUGCAGCUCUUGCCAGAGCCAUUGAUCUCGCAGAGUCUUCAUUUGUUGAGAAAUAGUAUCUUGGACUAGUGUAGAGGUUGUGGUUUCUAGCCAUGAAAUACAGCGAAAAAAGUAAGUUAGGAGAGUGAAGGGAUGAUAGGUCUUUUUUGUUGUUCUUAGAAUGCUUAGAGGGAAUGACCCCAGCAAUGCAAAUCUCAGUGAUUUCAUCAAUGUUUUGCUCGUACUCUCCCCCUUUGAAUGCUAUGGACGUUUUUGCCCACCAGAACUGAGCCUAAUGGAUUGAGAAAUAUCCCAAUAUAUGAACAAUGAAUCUAUAUAUUAUCAAUACGUGAAUUUGGUGAA